UUUGCUUCUUGAGCAUAUUUUGACAAGGAAAAGGUUAUAGUAGCUAUGUAAGUUAUAAGCAACAAUGCAAUACCAAAUUAUGAUGAGGAGAUGAAGUUCUGCUAGCAACAAUCCAUGGAGUCACAACAGCACAAACAAUUGAAAUGUUAAAUAUCUGCUGUUUAAAUCAGAGGCUAUAAUAUUAAUUUUCUUAGCUCGGUCUUAAAAAUUUCCAAUGUAAUGUGAAUCUUUAUUGAAUUUUUAAUUAAAUAAGUCGCGAGAUAAGAGUAAGGCCAUGCAACUUCUUUUGGAAACUGAUUUCCAAUUUUUUAAAAAAAUAUAAUAACCUAUAUUUUUAGUUCUACUUUUUCUGCAAUAUGCAUUUUUUUAAUGAUGAAUUUAUAUUCCUAUCAAAAUGUUUAAAGUACUAUUUAUUAAAUUGUGAUUUUAUUUUGAGAGAUCAUAUUUAAAUGCCACAAGUUACAUUUUAAUGCAGUAAAAUGACUACUAUUAACUUUUCUAAAUUAAAUUCUAACGAGAUUAAUCAAGAUGAAACUUUCGAUCCAUGUUCUAAGCUUUAUAUCUCUCUCAUUGGUAAACCAAUUGAAAUAGGCCAUUUUUCAAUUGAUUCAAAUAAAAGAAUGCAUUUUGAUAAAAGACAAAUGAAGUAUCUACUUUCUGAUUUAAAAAUUGGAGAACUCGAUUUAAAUGCGGAUUAUUCUCCUGGUUUACUCCAGCAAUAUGUCACAAUAGAAAAGCUACAUACACUAUUGAAAUGGAUAUUACAUUUCAAAGUUAAGCUGAAUGUAGAUUUUGUCACAGUACGUGGAACUUUGUCCAGAAUUAUGUGUACUCCUUACUCAAGUAAAACAUACCGGAAUAACUGGGAUAUAUGUGCAACAAAAUUGAAUGGAAUUAUCUAUCUUACUGCUGUUGACACAGACAAAGAAAUAGCUCGUAUAGAUGAAUUUCCACAGCUGGUACGAUAUAUGUCUUGGGGAUACAAAUUUGAGCAAUAUUUAACAACUGCUCAAGUCGAUGGUGAGGUUGACUUAACUUCUAGAAACAAUCAUGAGGAAUAUUGCAUUGUUUUGAAAAAUAAGUUUAAUGAUUUUUCUUUACUAUACCAAGCAGAAAUUGAUGCAGUUAUACCUCAUCAAUUUUCUCAGACUGGGUCAGGUGAUACUUCAUGCUAUAUUGAACUGAAGACCUCCCAAAUUUUAAAAAGAACCACUGAUGUUUUUAAUUUUUGCAGUGGUAAAUUAAAUACAUGGUGGGCGCAGUCCUAUUUAACUGGUAUAACUGAGAUCAUAUGUGGCAGAAGAAAUGAGAAUGGUAUUGUUAAGUAUUUAGACUUCUACAAAAUUAGUGAUAUCCAAGACAUGGCUUACGGGCUAUGGUCGCCAGAAGUAUGCCUAAAUUUCUGUGAUAAAUUUUUGAAACUAGUCAAACGAACAGCAACUGAAGAUAAUCCUAACAUCGUCUACAAAUUUUCCUAUACCGGUGAUGGAAUAGUUCAUAUAGAAAAAUUAGCAAAUCCAGAAGACAAAUACAAGGUUUUACCUGGCUGGUACAAGACUGCUAUGGAGUAAAUUGGUUUACAGUAUAUAAAUGAACAAAAUUUAUUACAGGAUAAAUAAGCAAGAAAGUUAUUGGAAUGAUAUCAUGAUAUUAAUCAAGUCACAUUGAAUUCAAUCAUUUUUUAUGUUAAUGUUUUAAAUUUAUAUGACUUCAAAGUUACAGUUCUUUUGCUGUUACAAUUCUUUUAUAUUUUUCUAACUAAAAUGACUUAUAAAAAAAAAAGUUGUA
Parasteatoda tepidariorum (common house spider) is the source of this 1788-nucleotide messenger RNA. RefSeq names its product decapping and exoribonuclease protein. The record is from RefSeq and is a predicted model, not a curated record. Gene Ontology annotation, biological process: NAD-cap decapping; nuclear-transcribed mRNA catabolic process. Gene Ontology annotation, cellular component: nucleus; cytosol. Gene Ontology annotation, molecular function: mRNA 5'-diphosphatase activity. NCBI's taxonomy places the organism in Eukaryota, Metazoa, Arthropoda, Arachnida, Araneae, Theridiidae.